Messenger RNA from Populus nigra (black poplar), 3101 nucleotides. Its product is annotated as potassium channel AKT1-like. Gene Ontology annotation, cellular component: membrane. Bases 116 to 2749 code for a protein of 877 amino acids. Gene Ontology annotation, molecular function: protein binding; voltage-gated potassium channel activity. Lineage: Eukaryota; Viridiplantae; Streptophyta; Magnoliopsida; Malpighiales; Salicaceae. Gene Ontology annotation, biological process: potassium ion transport; transmembrane transport. The transcript has 11 exons. The record is from RefSeq and is a predicted model, not a curated record.
GAAAGCGCAACAUGUCGUCAUAAUUUCAUAAACCAAGAAAAACAGAAAGAUCUCUCUCUCUCUUAUUCUUUCUUUCUUUCUUUCUCUCACGAGUGCAGCAUCGUAGCAGCAAAGAAUGGACACUCUGCUGCGUAACAGAGGUGUCUUCAGGGUUUCAGUAUGCGGGCAAGAGGAGUUGGAGCAGCUGUCAAGAGACGGUAGCCAUUACAGUCUCUCGACAGGGAUUUUGCCUUCACUCGGUGCGAGGAGUAACCGAAGAGUUAAGCUCAAUAGGUUCAUUAUAUCGCCUUAUGACCGUCGUUACAGAAUUUGGGAGACAUUUCUCGUUCUUCUGGUCAUCUAUACAGCUUGGGUAUCGCCUUUCGAAUUUGGCUUUCUCAAACAACCACAGAGCCCACUCUCCAUCUGUGAUAACGUUGUCAAUGGAUUCUUUGCUGUGGAUAUUGUUCUAACCUUCUUUGUGGCUUACCUUGACAAAGCCACCUACCUACUCAUUGAUGAUCACAAGAAGAUUGCUUGGAAGUAUGCAUCUUCUUGGUUGGCUUUGGAUAUCAUAUCCACAAUCCCAACAGAAUUAGCACGGAAGAUCUCCCCCAAACCAUUACAGUCCUAUGGCUUCUUCAACAUGCUUCGCCUUUGGCGUCUCCGAAGAGUUAGUGCCCUAUUUUCUAGAUUGGAGAAAGAUAGGAACUAUAACUAUUUUGGGGUUCGAUGUGCUAAACUUUUAUGUGUCACUCUUUUUGCAGUACACUCUGCUGGAUGCUUCUAUUAUCUUAUUGCUGCACGCUAUCAUGAUCCACAUCGCACAUGGAUUGGAGCAGCCCUAGGAGACAAUUUCCUAGAGCAGGGUAUAUGGAGAAGAUACGUGACUUCCAUUUACUGGUCUAUUACUACUCUAACAACUGUGGGCUAUGGUGAUUUGCAUCCUGUGAACACAAGCGAGAUGAUAUUUGACAUCUUCUACAUGCUCUUCAACCUUGGAUUGACAGCAUAUUUGAUUGGAAACAUGACGAACUUGGUUGUGCAUGGGACUAGUCGAACUAGAAGAUUUAGAGAUACCGUACAAUCUGCUUCAAGUUUUGCUCAGAGGAACAAGCUGCCUCCUCGCCUACAAGAUCAGAUGCUUGCACAUUUGUGCUUGAAGUUCAGGACAGAUUCAGAGGGACUGCAGCAGCAAGAGACUCUUGAUUUGCUUCCAAAAGCAAUUCGGUCAAGCAUUUCACAUUAUCUAUUCUACGACCUUGUGGACAAGGUCUACUUGUUUCGGGGGGUUUCAAAUGACUUGCUUUUCCAGUUGGUCUCUGAGAUGGAAGCAGAGUAUUUUCCUCCCAAUGAAGACGUGAUCUUGCAGAAUGAAGCACCAACAGACUUCUAUAUACUUGUUACUGGUGCUGUGGAAGUACUUGCUAUGAAAACUGGAGGCGAACAGGUUGUUGGUGAGGCAAAAACUGGUGAUCUUUGCGGUGAAAUUGGAGUACUUUGUUACAGGCCACAGCUCUUCACAGUACGAACCAAGAGAUUGAGCCAACUACUACGAAUGAACCGUACUUCAUUCUUGAAUAUUGUUCAGGCAAAUGUUGGAGACGGGACCAUAAUCAUGAACAAUCUCCUUCAGUAUUUGAAAAAACAGAAGGACCCAGUUAUGGAGGGAGUAUUUCUGGAAACAACCACUAUGCUAGCUCAUGGUAGAAUGGAACUACCUCUCAGUCUGUGCACUGCAGCCCUAAGGGGAGAUGAUUUGUUGUUGCAUCAGUUGUUGAAACGGGGACUGGAUCCAAACGAAGCAGACCACAAUGGGAGGUCAGCACUGCAUAUAGCAGCGUCCAAAGGAAGUGAAAACUGUGUGCUACUUCUACUGGAUUAUGGAGUAGAUCCUAACUGCCGAGACUCAGAAGGAAGUGUACCAUUGUGGGAGGCAAUGCUGGGAGGUCAUGAAUCACUGACCAAACUUCUGAUAGAAAAUGGUGCCAGCAUACAUCAUGGAGAAGUGGGCCAAUUUGCUUGCACUGCUGCAGAGCUAAACAACUUGAACUUGCUCGAGGAAAUUGUUCAAUAUGGAGGAGAUGUGACAAUUCCCAGGGACAAUGGGACCACAGCACUACACGUAGCAGUUAGUGAUGACAACACCGAAUUAGUCAGAUUCCUCUUGGAUCAAGGUGCUGAUAUUGACAAACCAGAUGGCCAUGGUUGGACUCCAAGGGAUCUAGCUGACCAACAAGGGCACGAAGAAAUAAAAUUGAUUUUCCAAACUAGUAAAGAGGCCAAAAAGCAAACCUUGGUUGCCAUUCCUGAGAAGCAGGAACAUGGAACUCGAUUCCUUGAGAGAUUUACAAGUGAGCCCGCAAUUCGGCCAGUGUCCCAAGAAGGUUCAUUCCCAGCUACAGAUGGAUCAUUGAGCCAAACCCGUCCGAGGCGAAGAAUUAAUAAUUUUCACAACUCCCUCUUUGGGACGAUGUCAGCUGCCCACAAGGGGGAGAAGGACUUGCUGUCCCAAAACAGUCAUAAUAAUCAUGGAACUAGUCGUGCUAGAGUGACAAUUAGUUGCCCCGAAAAGGGGGAAGUUGCAGGAAAGCUUGUCCUACUUCCAAAUAGCUUUCGGGCAUUGCUUGAGAUGGGUUCUAAGAAAUUUAGGAUCUCACCUGCCAAAGUAAUGAGGAAGGAUAGGGCUGAGAUUGAUGCCAUUGAGUUGAUUAGAGACGGUGAUCAUCUUAUGUUUGUCGCUGAUGGAAGGCAACAGACUAGCAGCUAAUGUAUAUACCUUUGCACCGGCAGGUGUCUUCUCCACGUGUUUUUUUUUUCCUGGAAAUUUUAGCAGCACCCCAUGCAGUUGCAGUGGAUCCAAAGAUGGAUCUUGUUCUUGACUGAAAGAAAACUAAGCAUGAGAAAUGAUAGAAAAAAAACAAAAGGGAGUUAGUUGCCUUGUCAAAAGCCGAAUCAAAGGCUAUGUCUAUGUACAAGGUACGAGCAUCAGUACCUUCAUUGACUCUGUUCCAACCGGAUGUUUCGAAGAAUCGAGAGUGCUUUAAAUUUCUUGUCUUUUUUUAAUCCACUGCAUAGCAAAAUUUAUCCUAUCAUUUCAAGAAUCAUGUCAUUAUUAUUCA